UGUUUCUCUUGCUUCAAGGUUAUCUAGUACUAGUAGUAGUAGCCCCUCCACUGUUUUCCCCCUCUUCCAUGCACUCUUGAUCAGCCUCAAGGGACUCGAAAAGAAUCGUAUACAACAAUGGGGGAGGUAACAAAUGUGACCGAGUACCAGGCUAUUGCAAAGGAGAAAUUGCCGAAGAUGGUGUACGACUACUAUGCAUCCGGUGCAGAGGACCAGUGGACUCUUGCUGAGAACCAAAAUGCUUUCUCCAGGAUUUUGUUUAGGCCUCGGAUUUUAAUUGAUGUGAGCAAGAUUGACAUGACCACUACUAUCUUGGGUUUCAAGAUUUCGAUGCCUAUCAUGAUUGCCCCGACCGCUAUGCAGAAAAUGGCUCACCCCGAAGGAGAGUAUGCAACGGCUAGAGCUGCAUCAGCUGCUAAUACAAUUAUGACAUUGUCGUCAUGGGCCACUUCGAGUGUCGAGGAAGUUGCUUCGACGGGACCUGGAAUUCGAUUCUUCCAGCUCUAUGUGUACAAGAACAGAAAAGUUGUGGAGCAGCUUGUGAGAAGAGCAGAAAGGGCCGGUUUCAAGGCCAUUGCACUCACUGUGGAUACCCCUAGAUUGGGACGAAGAGAAUCCGACAUUAAGAACAGAUUUACUUUGCCGUCAAAUUUGACUUUGAAGAACUUUGAAGGUCUGGAUCUUGGAAAGAUGGACGAAGCUAAUGACUCUGGAUUAGCUUCAUAUGUUGCCGGUCAAAUUGAUCGCACUUUGAGCUGGAAGGAUGUGAAGUGGCUACAAACAAUAACCUCAAUGCCUAUCCUCGUGAAAGGUGUACUCACCGCUGAAGAUACAAGGAUCGCGAUCCAGAAUGGAGCAGCGGGUAUUAUUGUAUCCAAUCAUGGUGCUCGCCAGCUGGAUUACGUCCCUUCCACUAUCAUGGCCUUGGAAGAGGUGGUGAAAGCAGCACAAGGCCGAGUGCCGGUAUUCUUGGACGGAGGCGUCAGGCGCGGGACAGAUGUCUUCAAGGCAUUGGCUCUCGGAGCAUCUGGCAUCUUUAUUGGGCGACCUGUCGUGUUCUCAUUGGCUGCUGAAGGAGAAGCCGGUGUGAGGAAAGUACUGCAAAUGUUGCGCGACGAGUAAGAGCUGACUAUGGCUUUGAGCGGGUGUCGUUCGCUCAGUGAAAUCACGCGUAAUCACAUUUCAACUGAGUGGGAUGCUCCAAGGGCUCUUCCAUCUGCCAAGCUAUAAGAGCAGUGCUUAAGGUUGAAAUCGUCAUUUUUAUUUUUCGUCGUGUUCACUUAUUUAUGAUACCGAAGAUAUAUCUGUAUCUGUAUCUAUAUCUAUAUAUAUUUCGUUGUUGGGCAAAACCCUUUCAUCUGUAUAUUAUUUGCUUAAUGAAUAACGGUUGAAGAACUCUCUCAGGCUUUCUAGAUCUGGAUUACCAGAGGGGUUUUUCGAGUUAAAUCUGUUUUUGGCUGAUUUAAUAUAUAUGUUUUUUAUUAAUCGAUUUGAUCUGUUUUUGGC
Erythranthe guttata (spotted monkey flower) is the source of this 1506-nucleotide messenger RNA. Lineage: Eukaryota; Viridiplantae; Streptophyta; Magnoliopsida; Lamiales; Phrymaceae. The record is from RefSeq and is a predicted model, not a curated record.